Molecule: messenger RNA, 11876 nt
Organism: Prorocentrum cordatum
Lineage: Eukaryota; Dinophyceae; Prorocentrales; Prorocentraceae
Source: the annotation of a GenBank genome assembly
GCGCGGAUCAAGCUGCAGCCCCGCCUGCUGGAUGUGGCCAAGGUCAUGCCGCUGCGUCUGCUGGAGGCCUUGGGCCAGCGCCCGCAGCAGCUCCUGCUGCGCCCAAGCCCGAGGAUGGAGCUCAGGCGCCCGCUGCUGAGGCCACCCCAGCCGCUCCUGCAGACGUACGAGCUCGUGCAGCGCCGUUUUGGCUGGGUGGCUGCGGUGGCCAAGAAGCCGUCCAAUGCGGACAUUGAGCCGCCAACGCCGUCGGCGGUGAGAACCAAAGGGUCGUCAGAUUUCGCUGCGAUCCGACGCGUGCUGCAGAAGUACUUCACGUCCGUGAACUCUCUGAAGCAUGGUGAGAAGAUGGGCAAGAGUACGGUGCACCAGGAGAGGAUUCAGGAACACGCGAAGCUGAUCGUGGACCUCUACACUACGUGCGGUUGGCGCCUCAACCAGUCAGCGGUCAAGGCAGCGCCCCCCCAGGUCGCGAGGGCCAACGGAUUCAAGCUGAACGCGGCGAGGAUGAAGAAGUGGACGGGGGCGCUGGACAGGCGGCUCAGGGCACUGAUGUCCCACGCCAGGGAGCGAGCCAGACGUGAGUCAGAUUGGUUCGCGGAGGCGAUCGGCGAUGAGGAGAUCAUGGAGAGAAUGACGAAGGCCACCAAGCAGUUCGCAGCCGAUAGUAAAGGAGACUCCGAGAAGGUGGACACCCAGCAGCUCGGCGACGACAAGGGCGACGACGGCUCCGACUUUAAUGAUGAGAACGAGGAGUCAGAGGAGGAGGAGGAGGACAACGAGCCAGACGCGGAGGAGGACGACCACUCCGAGAGCAUCGUGAAGAAGCCUGCUGCCGCGGAGAUCAAGAAGUACGAGUACGGUUUCGACAGGGUCGCCAACAACGCCUACAGGACGACCGACGGCAAAGUGCUGGACUACGGCACGAUGACCGUGCCAGAAGGCGCGGCUGACGGCGACCCGAUGACCGCCAAAUGGAAGGGCGGCGACACACUCGCGCUGAGCAUCACGCUGGCAGAGUGGAGAGCAGCUGGCAGCGACCUCAUCGAGGUGUCGAAGCACGGUGGCAUGCACACGAAUGAGGACACCAAGAUCGCGGUGAAGUACAGGGAGGACAGGCCGACUGGGCCCGAGAGGAUCAACAGGCUCGCGACCAUGCGAGAUGAAUCUGGCCAAGUGUUCCAGGUGAAUAUUUUAUGGUUCGACGGGAGCUCGCAAGAAGAGCAAAAGCAGGCAGCGAUCGCCUGGGCCAACGCGGCGGCAGUCAGACUCCCCGACAAGGUGAUCACCCGCGACGAGGCCAGGGAGGAGAAGGAGGCGUACAGGAUGCAGGUCGCGACCGAGGACCAUGCGAUGAAAAAGGCCGGCCGCAGUGAGGAGGCCAGCAGCAGCAGCAGCGGCACCAGAUACUCCGACGGGUUCGAUUGCAGCACCGACGCCAUCGAAAUCAGCACCGACGGCAGCGCCAACCGGUUCAAUGCAGCCGUCCUCGCCGCCACCUACAACGCCUCCGAGGUGGCAGAGUCCAGUGACGAUGCAUGGCUCGAUCGAGCCGCCGCCGACGCGGCCGCGCUUGCGCUAAAGCCGCAACGCGCGGGCGAAUCGCCAGCGGCGGCAGCGCCCGCGGCGGCAGAGCCCGCGACCGCGGCGCCCGCGGCGCCGCUCGCGGCGCCCGUGCCGCUGCAGCCAGGGACGCAGGCCGCAGCGGAGACCCCAGCUCCGCUGGCCCCCGCGAUGCCGCCGCUGGACACAGCAUCCCAGCUGCAGCAGUCGCAGCCGCAGGCAGCCACGCAGACUGUCGUCGACAGCUUCGAAGGUCUAGCCUGCUGGAGCGGCGUGCCACAGAACUUGAGCGACGAGACCGUCAAGGCGAUCCUCGGCAAGGAGAUCGGGGGGUUCAGCAGCUCCGCCGUGGCGAAGGCGGACGAGCAGUUCGCGGAGCUCUUCAAGUCCAGGGGGCGGGGCCUCCACAUCGAGAACUUGCCUGGGAACGGCUUCAGGUUCUCGAUGAAAUCACCACUGGGGAAGCGCUUCUACUUGUGGCUGAAGAGCCACCAAGACGAGGCUGACAAAUACUGGGAGAAGGCCGAAUACGAGCAGAAGCAAUACCGUAAGAAGUGGGCCGAGGUGAAGUUCAACGAGUACGACUCUUGGAGGGGCAAGAGGACCAAGAGGGUGGACUUCAUCUUCGAGGAGAGGAUCAACGACCAUGACGAGUCGACCCUUUGGAGGAACGAGGAGACCGAGCGCAACGCAAAGAAGCAGGCCGCUCAGUCCGCUGCCGAGUUGGAGACGCCCACCAAGGUCCCGAUCGAACGGGCGCAAGGUGCAAGCAGCGAGACCGUGGAUGCGGCGAAGGGAGACCAACCCGCUGGCAGCCAGGACGCGGUGACCAACGUCUCGGGCGGCGGCGCCGUGGCGAAGGGCAAAGCCAAAGGGAAAGACGGCAAAGGCAAGAGAGGCAAAUGCAAGGGGAACAAAAACGACAAGAAGGGCAAGAAGCAUAACCACAGGGACAAGGACUGCUCCACGAACCCGAAGGCCGCCAUCAAAAUCGCGAAGGACACGCUCAGCUCGUACACGGUCAUCAAGAUGCGGGCUGAGAAGAUGAUCAAGAGCAUCGGCGACGCCACGGACGGCUGGGGGAAGUUCCAGGCCUUCUCCAAGGACCUCGUCGACGCGGUGCAGGCCAUGGAGCAGGGCGUGGAGCAGCACGCGUUCAUGCAGAUGGCCUUGGCAAUCGGCGUCGACAAGUGCAAGGGCGAGAUGGAGGGGCGGGAGUUCGAAGAGGGCAUUCGGAACAUGGCUCAGAUCUCGGAGCACGUCUCGAGUGUGCAGACCCAGAUCGACAAACUGAACAGCAUGAAGAGCCUCCCUGGUCCUCGUUUGCCUCUGGUCUCAUCCGUCAACACGGUGGCUCAAAGCAAAGCAGGGCGUCGGGCCUCUCGCAUGGCUGGGCCCUUCGCCGUGCGAGUCCUGGAGUGGGCGGGCGGCGUGGCGGGCGCCUACCUGUCGCGGUGCCCCGCCUGCCCCGCGGUGCCCGACUGCCAUUGCGCGGCGUGCCCGGCUUGCCCGGCACUGGCUUCGUGCUCGCGCCCGCCGUGCCCGGCGUGCCCGGGCUGCCCGGGCGGGGCCGCCGCGCCGGCAGCGCCGGCUUGGCCCCCGCCGGAGAGCCAGAGCUGCCCCGCGCCGACGGAGGUCGAGCGCGGCGGCGCUCCGGCCUGGGGCGGGCUGGGGCCAGGGUGGUGGCUGGUGUUCGGCGUGCUGCUCGGGUGCCUCCUCGGCGUGCUCGGCCAGGCGGUGGUGCGCGGGGGGGUGAGCUGCGCCAGGGCGAGGGAGUGGGCCUUCGUCCUGUACGGCGACGACGAGCACUUGUGGCACCAGAGGCUGAUUCUGGGGCUCGUGGGGUUGUCGGAUUCUAGCUACGUCAUCCUGACCCCCGACGGCGACGUCUACGCGGAGGACUACGGGGACGACAGCGUGGAUGUGGCCGCCGUCCGCUUCUCCGGGGCGUGGGCCGCGGUGCCCGCUGGGGUGCCUCCUGAGCGGGUGUACCGUUUCAGACAGCAGCCGACGGCUCAGGAGCGGGCGCGGGCGCUGGCCGACGCCCAGGCCGAGGCCCAGGCCGAGUGCCAGCGGAUCGCCGCCGCUCGGGGCGAUCCGGGGCUGCUGGCGAACCUCGUCUUUUUGCGGCCGCUGCCGGUGCCGGGCGGGGCUGCGGCUGCGCCGCGGGCUCCUCGCAUCGGGCCUCUGCAGGGGGCUGCGCCAGGCGCUGCCGCGGGGGCUCCUGUCGCGGAGUGGCGCGCGGCGAUGGCGGCCGGGCCCUUCCGGUACGGCGACGUCGUGACGGACCACGCGCGGAGCGGGCUGGCCGUCGGCAAGCGUGACAUCCACGUACUCCCGGAUGGCGUCGGGAUCUUCGUCGAGCACGUGGACCCGGCCGACGAGGCCGAGUUCUUCGAUCGGGCGGUCGCCACGGAUGCGCGGAUCACGCCGAUCCGCCGCAACCGCCAGGACAGGCGGGAGCGGACCUGGGCGGAGAUGACGGCCGUGCUGAAGCAGGAGAGCUUCGGUGCCGACUGGCAGCUGCCGGGGCCGCGCUCCAGUUUGUGGUGCAUAGAGUUCAUCAACCAGGAGGGGAGUGGGCUGCUGGGCCACCACGAACGUUUCAAGACGGCCUGCCGUCUCGACUGGAACUCGUGGGGCGUCUUCGAGCAUUUCAACAUAUGCCAGGCCCUGACCCAGGGGCUGCUGGUGGACCAGCUGGACGGGAGCAACCUGAUCAUGGUCGAGUACCAGUUCCGGCGGCUCCAGACGAUAGAGUUCGGCCACUCCGAGCGGGCGAGGGAGGCGGAGUCGAAGAGCUACCAGGGGAAGAUGUCGUUGGAGGAGCAGCACGCGUUCGCGGGGACCACGAGGGCGUCGUCGACGCUCAUGAUCUGCCCGGAGCUGCUGGACUACGUCCGCACCGAGGUGGAGCGGGAGGCGAAGCUGGCCAAGAACCUGAGAGUUGCACGAGAAGAGCGGGAGGCAGGUGCUGUUAGCCGGUCGGUGCGGCAGCGGGUUGGCGCGCGUGCUGCUGUGGAGCUGGACUGUGACCGAGCGGUGCGCAGCCUCAACGGGAUGUUCUCGCAUGCGCCUCAGCCGGCUCUUGGCCAGGGCGCGCCAGCCUGUGCUUUCGUCUCGCGCGCGCAGCGCGAGGCCAUCGACUUCGUCGAGGAGUCGGCGCGGGCCCUGGGAGCGCCGCCCCCGGGGCUCACCCCCGCAGAGGCUCUUCGGAAGCUUCGCGUGGCGAGCUGGUACGACGUGGACUCUGCCAAGCUCGGAUCCUACCGCCCCGACGCGAUCUCACUGCCCUCUGGCACGGUUCGGCCGAUUCCGCUGGAGACUCUGUGGGGGAGCGGCGGGAGUGACACCGUGAAGGAUUUUAUAUCACAGAAUUUGCUGUGCUCCGAGAGGGCGAAGCAGCGACUGCAGGGCGUGGGGCUGGAGCGGGCGUACUCUGACCCAGCCUUGCGGCGUCGGGGUGCUUAUGAGGAAUUCAUUCGUAUGUUGCAGGAGCGUGGCCUCGUCGACUUCGCCGAGUCUGGCAUCGAGUCCGUCGAGGCCUUCUUCGUGGAGAAGAAGGACCAGAGGCUGCGCAUGGUGAUAGACUGCCGGAGGGCCAACGCUUGGUUCGCCGAGCCGGCCGGGGUGAGCCUGUGCACGGGCGAUGCCCUUUCGAGGUUGGAGCUCGGCCUCAACGACGAGCUCCACAUCCAGGGUGCCGACCUCAGCGACGCGUUCUACCACAUGGGCUUGCCUGAGGAGCUGAGGGGGUACUUCUCCUUCCGGCCCGUGCGCGCCUCGGCGGUGGGCAUCAAGCUCCUCGGCGGGAAGCCACUCGGCCGGGGCGCUCUUGUCACGCCGCGGCUGGCCGUGCUGCCGAUGGGGUGGAGCUGGGCGCUGUGGUGGUGCCAGCGCGUGCACGAGCGCACCAGCGUCGAGGCCGGCGCUUGUCCCGAGCUGCGGAUCGCUGAUCGCCGGCCGCCGCCGCCGAUGACGCCGGGCGCCCACCUGGAGUACGUCGACAACUUCAUCGCGAUCGGCACCGACUCCGAGUGGGUGGCGGCGCUCGUGCGGCGCGUGUCUGACGCGCUGCGUGCCCGCGGGCUCGAGGUGAAGGCCGAGGACCAUGCUGGUGAGCUGCCUGGUGAGUCGGAGGCGCUGGGGUGGUGCAUUGACCGAGGACGGUGCAUCGUGCGGCCCACGCGGGCCCGGCUGUGGCGUGCGCGCCUGGCCGUUCGAGGUGUCCUCGGCCGUGGCCGUCUUCGGGGACGCGACCUCGAGAAGCUCCUCGGGCAUCUGGUAUUUAUAUCUCUUAUCAAGCGCGAGGGCAUGUCUUUGUUCUGGAGCUGCUACGCCUUUGUCCGCAAGUGCUACGACAAGGAGACCGGACUUUGGCCGGCUGUGCGGCGUGAGCUGGAGUACUGGGACGGCAUCGCACACCUCUUGUGGCGCAGCCUCCGUUCGCCUUGGACUGACGAGCUCAUCGUGGUCGACGCGAGCGAGUGGGGCAUCGGGGCUUGCGCUGCCCCUGCCCCCGUUUCGCUGGUGCAGAGGCUGGGCCACGUCUCCGAGCGCUGGAGGUGGCACCAUGGGCUGGCCGGCUCCGCGCCACGCCGGCACGCGGGGGCCGCGGCGGCCGCCGCUGCGCUGGCGGGCGACCCCGCCGACGCUGCGCCGUGGAUGCUGGGAGCGGAGGCGGUCGCGGCCGCGGGCUUUCCUCCGCGGCAUGCCGGCGGCGACGGGCUGGGGGGGGAGGAUUCCGCCCUCCAUAGUCACAACCCCCAGGCCCAGGCCGCCGGCGCAGCCGAGGGGGCCGCCGGGAGCGCGUUCGACGAGGUGCCGCCGGACGUGAUCAAGCUGCCCUGGCGCACCGUGGGGCGCCACCGCUGGCGCUGGCCGGAGGAGAGCAUGCCGGUCGCCGAGGCGAGGGCCGUGCUGCACGGGCUCCAGCAUCUCGUGAGGGCCUCGCGGCACCGCGGUCGGCGCGUCGUGGUGCUGGGCGACUCCUUGAGCGCGGCCGGGGCCGUGGAUCGUUUCAGGAGCAGUUCUUGUAAAAUGCUCCGAGUCACUCAGGCCAUCGCCGCCGUCACCCUCGUCACCGCCACUACCCUCCACUACCGCUGGCUGCCCUCAGAGUGGAAUGCAGCCGACAACCCCUCGAGGGGGCGUUUCUCCCCCUCGACCCCCCAGCCGCUGCUGCCACGGACCAAGGCUGGUGCGGCAGGGCCAGUCGCCGCUGGGCCGCCCGGGAAGCCUGCCGAUGUUGGCGCGGGCGCGGCCGCCCGCGGCGCCGCCGCGCACCCCGACGGCCUCGGCGACGCUGACCCGGUCUACGUUCAGGCCUCCGGGGACGUCGAGCUGCCGGGCCUGAGCGUGCUGGAGACGGGGUCGAUCACGGCGGCGACGCGGGCGCAGUACGUGGAGGCCUUCGACGGCUUCCAGGCUUGGAUGGCACGGCGGGGCGUGCAGCCCACGACGCUGGACGACUACGACGAGCAGCUGGUCCUCCGCCUGGACGAGCUCUACCUGGACGGCGAGGGGAUCGGGGCCGGGCAGAAGCUCUUCGCGUCGGUGCUCUUCUUCCUGGGGCUGACGAAGGCGGCGGGCUCGCCGAUGGCGCGAGCGCGGCGGGCGCUGCGCGGGUUCCGUCGGCUGGCGCCGCCUACCUCGCGGCUCCCGCUCCCCUUCGAGUUGCUGGGCGCGCUGGUGAACUACCUCGUGAGCGUCUCGAAGCUCGAGGCGGCACUCGUGCUGUGGCUGAGCUUCGAGCUGUACCUGCGCCCAAGCGAGCCGUACCACAUCCGGGCCACCGACUUGGUUCGCCCGGCUCGCGGCCGCCUGGGGCACGACAGCUGGAGCGUGACUCUGCACGCCGCCGAGACGGAGGUGCUCUCGAAGACCGCCGAGUACGACGAGGCGCUGAAGCUGGACCUGCCGCGGCAGGAGCUGCUGGGCCCGGCGCUGGAGGCUUCAGUGGCCGCGCGGCUCGGCCCCGACUGGCGGAGGCCUCGCCCCGCGGCAGCGCGCGGCGCCGCCGCGGGCGGCCGCGCGAGCGGCGCGGCCCCGGAGCCUCUGCUGUUCGUGAUCACGCAGCGCGAGGUCUCGAGCGCCCUCUCGGCCGCCGCCAGGGCCCUCGGGAUCGAGAAGUUCCUGCCCGGCCUGCACCCUUACAUGCUCAGGCACGGGGGCGCGUCUCACGACUACGGCAGCAAGGCCAGGUCCCUCGUCGACGUCCAGCGCAGAGGCCGGUGGCAGUCGUGGCAUUCGGUCCGCCGAUACGAGAAAGGCGCUCGCCUGUCGCAGGUGCUGCAGAUGGUGCCCGCUGCGAUGCAGGUGUUCAGCGGGUCCGGGCGCCUGGGACGGGCGAUCGCCGCUGAAGGGCUGCCCGUCCUGCUUUGGGACAUUUGCCUGGGCCCCGAGUAUGACCUGCUGAGCCCGCAGAAGCGUGGGCUGAUUCGGUCCUGGGUUCGAAGCGGCCUCGUGAUUGGCAUCCACCUCGGGACGCCCUGCAACACGUGGAGCCGCGCGCGGGACAUCCCGCCCGGACCGAUGCCGCUGCGAAGUGACGCCUUCCCUCUUGGCCUGGCCGACUUGAGCGUCAAAGAUCAGGCCAAAGUUGAUGCAGGCAACGUUUUCAUGAUUUUCAGCGCUGGCCUCAUGCACGAGGAAUGCCCUGGCAUUGAUUUUGACAGGUACUACUUGGUGUCCCCGUUUGCUUGCGUGGACGCGGUCCUGCUAUCGAUGAGGUCUCACAUGUUUCUCGCUGCGGAGCCAGCCUUUCUCCCGCAUGCAACUCGCAGCAAGAAGCGCGAUAUUCGAGAUAUAGUCGACGUCAGUGCCCCAGAAGUCCCAACAUCGGCUUUGAAUCCAGCGCAGCAGGCGAUGUUGCAUCAGCUCGUGAAGAAUAUCGAAGAUUGGAGGGCCAGAUACGAGAUCCCUGACUGGGCGAUCGCAGUGAUGGAUAUGAGCGUGAUCGAUAAGCCCGCAACGAUAGCGUACACGAUGGAGGACGUCGUGCCGAUGCUCACGAAAACAAAUGUGGAUCUCUGGCUGCAGAGUAUUGGCGACUGUUCGGACACCCUUCCGAAGGUAUCUAGGUUUUUGCUGCCCGCUGAGAGGCUGAAGUUGCAAGGCCUCCCCGAGGAUAUUGCGGACAUGGUUCCAACAGAUGUGGCAGUUGAAGCGCGUGCGAAUUCAGCCGCAGUGCCGCGCAUGGGACUGCCCAUCGCAGCUCUGCUCAGCAAUCCGAGAGACCAGUCACGCGACAACGGCCUUUCUCGGCCCCCUUCCAUUUUCUUCAUAUUCGCCUUCAUCGGCGUGGUGGAGGUCAGGUGCAACGCGACGAUGCCCCUCCGUGUGGAAUGGCCGCGCCCGGAGCACGGCACCGCGGCGCGGCGGGCACAGGUCUUCGAUGCAGUUCGACCUUGGAAGACCGCAUUGCAGUACCCCACAAUCGAGUCUGUUGACGCGGCUGGUGCUUGGUUGUUCAUGUGGUCAGCGCAGGCCGAGGCCCAAAUCUUGCGUUUGGCGAUUUACACCAUCCUCGAGACGGCCAUGCCGCCAGUGAUGAAGCAUGGGAGUCUUUCGCGCUCUCGCUCAUUAGUGUUGGCGCAAGCGCUCAUGGCCUUCGGUCUGGCCAUGCUGCGCCGGGCUCGUGGACUUUUUCCAAUGCCUAAGUGGGCGGCCGCCGUCUUGCGCUGCCUCCCCCCUGGUGGACUCGAGGCAGUUCAGCAGCCCGGGGGGCCAUGGGAGCUCGAGAUGCGGCAGCUUCUGGUUUCGGCCCACCGUGGCGGAUCGGCAGCGCACGUUGCUUUCUCACACAGUGGCCGCUACAUCGGGAAAGCCAACGUGCGCAGGGCACGGCAGACAUUAUCUGGAGUGACAGCUCGUUUCACGCAGCACAUCCGGGCGAUCUUCUUGCCGUGCAUUGCUGAAGGACGGCUUGCACUGUACAAGUUGUUCAGGGGUUGGAUCCCAGAGAUGCGGGGCGCCUCAUGCGUCUCAGAUCCUUUCGUGGGCACCCAGGUCCUUGGAAUCUACCGCGUUGGCCUGUGCCUCCGCAGAUGUUCAGCCGGCUUCGGACGGCGUGGGCUGAAUGGUGGCGGCCAGUCGCACGGGAACGAGUGGGACUCCCGCUCGAGCGGCCACAAGCCCAACAGCUGGGGCUACGACGUCCGAGAGACGGAUUCCAGCAGCUCCGAGGACGAGAAAGUGGCUAGGUGCGAGAAGUACCUCAUGAAGCACUCGGCCAAGUUCCGGAGCUACAUCCAAGACAAGGAGGAAGAGCAGCGGGCCAAGGAAUAUCAGAAACAUGGAGAAAUUCUCGCAAAGGCUAUCGGAUCUCAGCUCGAGGAGGCGAUCGCAGCCGCGGCCCGGCCUUUCGGGGAGAAGGCGAGCGGCAGGUCGCCGCGGGGGCCGGCUCCUUGGGCAGCUCCCCAGGAGAGCCAUGCGCCAGGGUUUAUCUCGGCCCCUCUGGGGGCGCCCGCAGCAGCCGGGGCUGCAGGCAUCACAACAGUUAAGAAGGUGCUCUUCUUUGCCAUCUUUGAGAAGAAGCUGGUGCUGACAGAGUGGACGCUCGAGGAGUUCAAGACGAAGGGCUUGGCGCUGUGGGCCGAUCGGGCGGGCUUCGACAGGACGGUUCCCAAGGCCGUCGACUCCUUCUUCGCAGACCAUGCUCCUGACGAGGCCGUGCCGGACCGCAAGGAGGCCCGCCUCGUGAAGUUUUGGGAGGCGUUCAUGGACCUCAAAUGUGCCAGGAUGUCGAACACCAAGCUGGAUAAUCCAAUCCUGACCCCGAAGUACACGGACGUGAGCCAACUGAUGGGCGUCUCUGCGGCUGAGACUACGCCAGCCUACCCAGAUCCCGGUAUGAUCAGGUGCCUGCUCCUCGGGCCCCCGCGGUUCACAGGUGCGGCGGCGUGGGCCGGUUCCAUGGAGUUGCUGCGCGACCUGCCGCGAGCCUAUCAGGGCCUCAGCUCUCCGGCGAGGGCGGCGCUCGAGAACAAGUCGGGCGCUGAGCUCAAGAAGCUCACCGCAAUGCUCGAGAACAAGUCGAGCUUAGCGCCCGACUCGCAAUUCAUGGGCCAGGCAUCGGCAGCAACGGACAGCAUCUCGAGGCCGCCGCCGCCCCAGGAGCUCACGAAGCUCGGUGACACCGAGGAGGGCGACAUGCACGUGGAGGACCGGAUGAACGACCGCAAGACCAUCCUCAUGGACAUGCGAGUUGACGUCUUAGGUGUCAAGACGAUGCGCGCCACCUCCAUGGACGUCCAAGGCUACCCGCAUGAGGAGGCCUAUGUCGCGUGCGCCAGCAAGUCCAUCCAGGGCAAAAUGGCAGGCAAGAAGGAUCACCUCGUGUCGUGGGCCAUCGGCGGCAUCUUCAACACGGUGAGUUUCAUGUUGCUGCGCCGCUCUGGUGGGCUCUGCGCGGCGGGCGUGUUCUUGGGCCGGCGCGCCUGGCGCGUGCUCGGAUUGGGCCCCGCGCUCAAGUCGGCCCACGACGCGGUCCUCUUCGCGGGCGAGGCGGCCCAAGAAGCUGAGCACUACUACGAGAUGGCCGAGGAGAUGUGGGAGAGUGGGAGCUCGAGACGCUCGUCGCUGCGCGCUGGCGGGACUAGGGUCACCGAGUGCGCUGGGUUCAUUGGCUUCCUCGAGCUCUACUCAGGCAUCGAGACGCUCACGGACGACGCGAGGGCGUUGAAGGGCAUUUGGCGCGACGCCUCUGAUAUUUUGCGUGGCCCCAACUACGAGCAGAUGGCCCCGACUGAGCUCGAGCGGCUCUUCGGGCGCAUCAGGGGGCGCUGGUGGUGGACAGCCCGCCUACAUCCCAACAAGAACGUCAUCGCGCACCACGCGGCGCUGGAGGUGGCGAAGCUGAUGCACAAGGAAGGGCUCCUCUGCACAGCGCUCAUACGGCACACAAGGUUUAUCGACGAGAUCUGGUCCGACUUUUUGGAGCUGGACGGGGAUCUGAUCGGGACGUGCAUUGCAGGGUCCUGCGAUGAUGGCGGUGACGCCUCUCGGGUGAAGCCUGACGCGUUGGACGGGCCCGAGGAGUGGGUCUUCGUGCAUCGCUCCCACGCGGCGGCGAGGCGUGCUAUCAUGACCCACAGAGACAUUCGUGAGGGUGAGCAGUUCUGGCAGGCUCCAGGCAUGGCCAUGGCCGCCGCGCUGGAGAAGUCCAAGGUGGCGCGGAGGCCACUUGCUGCUCGCCUUGCCCGCGCCCUGCGGGCCUUGAAGGGCGACUCCCUGCCGCUCGGCUGCGCCGCUGCCGAGCCAAGGCCCGAAGUGGCCGGGCCCAGGACGGGCAUCAAAGCUAUACUUACAAG